Messenger RNA from Ciona intestinalis (vase tunicate), 1477 nucleotides. Its product is annotated as alanyl-tRNA editing protein Aarsd1-like. Gene Ontology annotation, biological process: alanyl-tRNA aminoacylation; regulation of translational fidelity. Gene Ontology annotation, molecular function: nucleic acid binding; ATP binding; Ser-tRNA(Ala) deacylase activity. The record is from RefSeq and is a predicted model, not a curated record. NCBI's taxonomy places the organism in Eukaryota, Metazoa, Chordata, Ascidiacea, Phlebobranchia, Cionidae.
CGGUACUUUCCCGCGUAUGGAAAGAAACCUGAACAACUUCUUUUGGAUUUUGAAGACAACGGGUUGUUUUGUUGUAUUUAAUAUGGUUUUUAAGUGUCAGGCAGACAGUUAUUUGAAACAGUAUGAGAGUAAAGUCGUCGCGUGUACUAAAGUAGAAUGUAAAGUUGAAAAUGAGAUUGGGAAACUGGUAAAAACCAAAGGGUAUGAAGUGGAAUUAGAAGAUACAAUUCUGUUUCCAGAGGGUGGAGGUCAGCCUGAUGACAGAGGUACAAUUAAUGACGUACCUGUUAAAAGAGUUACAAGGAAAGGUUCCAAAGCACUUCAUUUUGUAACAUCGGAACUUAGUGUUGGAGACACUGUAUCUAUGGAGGUAGACUGGAAAAGAAGAUUUGACCAUAUGCAACAGCAUAGUGGCCAGCAUUUGAUCACAGCAAUUGCAGAUACGAUGUUUGGGUUUAAAACAACUUCAUGGGAUUUAGGAAAGAGUAUAAGCUUUAUUGAACUCGAUACCCCAGCUGUAACAGCUGACCAGUUAUUUCAAAUUGAAUGCUGUGCAAAUAAAUCCAUUAGAGAAGGGGUGGAUGUGAUCGUACAUGUUACUCAAGUUGGUUCACCAAUAUUGCAAUCUGUAAGAGCAAGAGGGCUUCCUGAUGACCAUGUAGGUGAUGUUAGGAUUGUUGAAAUGAAAGGUAUAGAUACAAACAUGUGCUGUGGGACCCAUGUUUCAAACCUUUCACACUUGCAAUGCAUUAAGUUGUUAUCGGCUGAGAAGGGUAAAAAGGGAAAAACAAAUUUAUGUUUUCUCACUGGUGACCGGAUCUUGGAUUAUGCAGGGAAAUGCUAUGCUAAUGAAAAAGAACUAACAAAGCAACUGAAGUGUGGACCAGAACAACAUGUCGAAGCUGUGGAAAGGUCAAUGAAACAACUAAGAGUUGCACAGAAGAAUUGUACGACUUUACUUCGAGAUGUGGCAGUGCUAGAAGCUGCAAUAUUUACAAAAAAAUUCGAUGCAGGCUCAACCAAGUUAUUGUCAAUGCAUAGAAAGGAAGGCAAUGUGGAAUUUAUGAACAUUAUUUCAAAUGAAGUCAGUGAUCAGGCCUUUUUGUUCCUAACUGUGGGUGACGAGAAAGGUGAAGGAAUGUUUUUAAUUUCUGGUCCUGGAAACUUUAUAAAAGAAUGUGGAACAACAUUGAUUGAAACAAUUGUUGGCAAAGGACAGAUGAAAGAGUUCAAAAUGCAAGGGAAAGCCCAAAAGCUACAAAACAGAGAAAAAGCUCUUGCUGUGGUGCAGGAAUAUAUUAAUAAACUUUAAUUCAUUUUUUUGUGCUUUCUGAAUAUAUCCAUCUAUUGCCAUAUAUGAAUUGUGUCUAAAAUCAUGUUAUACGCUAAGUUCCUUCCUUUAAGUAUCAAUUUCAUGUUUUCCUUUACUUUGUGUUUAUUUUAUAAUCCAUAAAAACUAUAACAGGUGCCUCUGAAA